Molecule: messenger RNA, 2247 nt
Organism: Agelaius phoeniceus (red-winged blackbird)
Lineage: Eukaryota; Metazoa; Chordata; Aves; Passeriformes; Icteridae
Source: RefSeq, a predicted model, not a curated record
GAGCAGCUGGAGAACACGCCCUCGCGGCGCUGCGGCGUGGAGGCCGACAAGGAGCUCUCGUACCGGCAGCAGGCGGCCAACCUCAUCCAAGACAUGGGCCAGCGCCUCAACGUAUCUCAGCUUACCAUAAAUACUGCAAUUGUUUACAUGCACAGGUUUUAUAUGCAUCAUUCCUUCACAAAAUUUAAUCGAAAUAUAAUGUCUCCCACGGCAUUGUUUUUGGCUGCAAAAGUGGAAGAACAGCCACGGAAACUUGAACAUGUUAUUAAAGUAGCAAAUGCCUGUCUUCAUCCUCAAGAGCCACAGCUGGAUACAAAGAGUGAUGCAUACCUUCAACAAGCCCAGGAGCUGGUUAUACUUGAAACAAUAAUGCUUCAAACUUUAGGUUUUGAGAUUACCAUUGAACAUCCACACACAGAUGUUGUGAAAUGUACACAGUUAGUGAGAGAAUUAACUCAUGAGUUUCUGCAAAUACUGGAGAAAACACCUAGCAGGCUCAAGAGAAUUAGAAAUUGGCGGGCUAAUCAGGCAGCUAAGAAACCUAAAGGUGAUGGACAGGUAUCUGAGAACUCCCUUCUUGGUUCAUCUUUGGUCCAGAAUUCCAUUUUGGUGGAUACAGUUACUGGUGUAGCUGCAAACACAAGUUUCCAAAAACCAUCGACAUCGUUUCCUGCACCAGUACCUCUGACCUCAGGAAGUAUUUCUGUUCCAGACAGUCAUGCACCUGAAAAUUUGGCAAUAUUAGCUACAGGAAUGCCAGGUACCUCAUACAGUUUGGCAUCACACCAGGAAUGGCCUCAGCACCAAGAACAAGCAAGGACAGAGCAAAUGUACUCUCAGAAGCAGGAGACACUGCCUGCUAGUCAGUACAACAUGAACUUCCAAGCAGGGACGUCCGUGCAGUUGCACUCCGGAGUACACCACAGACCUGACAAACUUGCUGAGCAUUCUACUGUCAAACAAGAAUAUUCUCAUAAGUCAGCAAACAAGCACCAUGGACAAGUUCCUGCUCCUGUAAUAAUUCCUCAGAAAAUGUCUUUGGAUAAAUACAGAGAGAAGCGCAAACUAGAAACCCUGGAACUGGAUGUCAGAGAACACUAUGUAGCAACCCCGGGCGAGCAGCAGCAUAAAAAGCACCUGCAGCCACAGGCGGCCAGUUCUGUUACGUCUCCCAUUAAAAUGAAAAUUCCUAUUGCAAAUGCAGAGAAGCCUGAAAAACAUUUGUCUGAUAAGAAGGAGAAGGGUGGCUCGCUCAAACUGCGUAUUCCAAUCCCACCCACAGAAAAGGGUGCCAGCAAGGAGGAGCUGAAAAUGAAAAUCAAGGUUUCUUCCUCAGAGAGGCACAGCUCGUCGGACGAGGGCAGCGGCAAGAGCAAGCACUCGAGUCCCCACGUUAGCAAGGAGCAUAAGGACAAGCACAAGGAGCACUCUCUGAACCGCCACCACGGCCUGGGCCACAAGCACUCGCACUCGCACGGGGGCAGCGGCAGCAGCAAGCACAGCGCUGACGGAGUGGCGCCCUCUGUGCUGAGGAGUCCCGUGGGCCUGAGCAGCGACGGCAACUCCUCUAGUUCCGGCUCCUCCAGGAAGAAGUUGCACAGCAACGAUGCUUCUCACAACCACCACUCCAAAAUGAGCAAAAGUUCCAAAAGUUCAGGUAGUUCAUCUAGUUCUUGCUCUGUUAAGCAGUAUGUAUCCUCUCACAACUCUGUUUUUAACCUUCCCUUACCCCCUCCUCCCCCUGUCACAUACCAGGUGGGCUACGGACAUCUCAGCACCCUCGUGAAACUGGACAAGAAACCAGUGGAGAACGGUCCUGAUGCCCAUCCCCAGUACAGUACAAACAGCCAGCAUAUGGACUACAAAGACACAUUCGACAUGCUGGAUUCGCUGUUAAGUGCCCAAGGAAUGAACAUGUAGUCAAUUCUUAGCUUUGUUGAAGACUCUACCUUAAUCUGAGAAGAAUUAGUACACAUCAUGGAAUUAUGUACAUCCCACUAGAGCUCACGUGCCCAGGCUCCUGCCUUUAUUCUGCAAGGUACUUUAACGUGAAGAUACUUUAACAUGAUGUUGCCAUGGAUGUCUGGCAUGAGCACCAAUCAAUAUUCCUCAAAAAAGGACUGUUAACUGCUUGAACUUUGAAGAUUACUGUGAUGUUAGGAUUUCUCUUAUACUGGCAUAAUGUUCUGUCAUUGUUAUGUGACAUUAUACCUACAGAACUAUUAAUAAAGAAUUUUGCUAGAAGUA